AUGUCUUCGGCUUCGGUAACGAUUAGCAUUCUGCCUGUAAGGUCCCAUGGCCAUGGAUCUUGCAUCACUACAAACCUGAUUAGCAUUAUGAACAUGCCCAGUCAAGGUGGUCGCCAGAUGUUUCUUUAUGACCAUGGGCGUCCACAAUGGUCACAGGGUGGCCCAUUAUAUUACGAUCGUCACCUUCCACCGCCACAACCACAAGUAGGCAAUAACUUUCAGAAUCCACAAAUUCAAGGGCCAUCACCACAGUGGUUGAGAGGACCUCUGAUAGGACCAGGUCCCGGAGCAGGACAUAAUCAGCAGCAGUUGGAUCGGUUUGGGGUGAUACCAUGGGGUAGUCAGAACAAUUACCACCAGAAUAGGCAUGGAAACAACCGCCAUUAUCACCGAAGAAAUUAUGUUCUUGGGGGUGUUGGAAGGAACAGCAGGUUACUGGCAAUUAACUUCCGGAACAAUCAGCAGCACCAUAAUGACCAAGAGGCACACUAUAUAUGCUUCAAAUGUGGAGAUUACCUCCAGAACUCGCCAGAGGCAGGUAUCCAUCUGUGCGAUGCAGGAGCGCAGAACAAUGAGCAGCAGCGGCAGCAUAACUCACAGCAGCCUGGUAGUCAUCAUUUCCUGGAGGGAGAGAUGCUCAGUCAUCAGAAUGAGGAUCUCCAGGCAAAGCUCAAACUGUUUUUGGAGGAAUCAAAAGUGGCUGUCAGCUCAGAUGUGAAGCUGUCUCAGGAGGACAUCCACAGAGUCUGCAUUGAGAGGGCUGAGAAGUUCUUACAUCUGUACACUCAGCUUCAAAACGAUCAUGUCUUAAUACAGCAGCAGCGAGCAUCUCUGGACGCACAGAAAAAAGAGCUAGAGCAGCGGGAUGAGGAGUUAGCCUUGCUGCAGACAAAGGUAGAAGGUGAUCGAAGCAAGUUCUUGAAAGACUGUAAGAAAGAGCGUGAGGAGAUUGCCCGCAAGUGGCAGGAGCUGAAAGAUGAGAUUGCACGAAUGGAGGAAAUUCAUCUAAUGCAGAAGGGUCGAAUAAGACUUGAUGUUGGAGGCAAUGUGUUCACCACCUCACGUUUGACUUUGACGCGAGAUGCAGACUCCAUGCUGGCAGCCAUGUUUGGUGGUAGACACCAUGUGGCUCAGGAGGUGGAUGGGACUGUGUUCAUCGACAGGGACGGCACACAUUUCAGAUACAUCCUAAAUUACCUACGUGAUGGGGGCGUCAAUCAAGAUGGACUUCCUCGAGAUCGUCAGGUGCUGAAAGAACUCAAGAAUGAAGCCGUCUAUUAUCAGCUGAAUGGCCUGGUCCAAACCAUUGAGAAAUAUUUGUAA
Molecule: messenger RNA, 1323 nt
Organism: Candidula unifasciata
Lineage: Eukaryota; Metazoa; Mollusca; Gastropoda; Stylommatophora; Geomitridae
Source: the annotation of a GenBank genome assembly